GAAAGACAAAACUGGUGAGAUAUCUUCCAACCUUCCAACCUUCCAAUCUCCAGCUCCCAAAAUUCCACCGUUUCUUCUUCUCAAUUCAUUCAGUCGUUAGUGUCUCCACGACGUGUUCACGGAAGCAGAAGGGAAAAUUUUUCGCUCGGAUUUGUUGUACAAUCCUCUCGCCAGUGUGUAUAUUAGCCUCGGGCUUAUCAUAUAUCAUCCCUCUCACAAAUUCCCUUAUCACCUUUCCACCCAUCCAUCCACAAAUCCCGUCGGAAGAACGAGUGGGAGCCAAUUGAACAGCGUGCUCUCUUAGUUCUACCAUUCCCAUAAAUUUCGUCAGAGGAGCUCCGAGCUUCCUUCCUUGAUCACCACACACACAACACAACCUUCAUCCAAGAAGAUUAAAACUCGAAAGAAAGAAGCAGUCAACAAUUGUCAUUUGCAGAAGCCGGAUCACUCGUACUUUACACACUCUCUCUGCCCAGCACACAGACUUUUUGGAUUUUCAACUUUGUUACUAUCCUCACACGUCUGCAAGCCUGCGCUGCAGUUUCCCCCCCACCCCACUUUAACAACUGAUUCAUAUAGCGACAUCUGUCGCAACCUGAGUCAAGAUGUCCGGAAAAACAAACCGUGAUGUCAAAAACCACUUUCUCUUUGAGAUAGCCACCGAAGUUGCGAAUCGAGUUGGUGGUAUCUAUUCCGUCAUCAAAUCAAAAGCACCAGUCACCACAGCAGAAUAUGGAGACCGAUACACUCUUAUUGGCCCUCUCAACAGGCAGUCGGCCGCAGUGGAAGUCGAGGCAUUAACCCCAACGAACCCCCACCUUGCAGCAACGAUAGAAGCUAUGGAAGAAAGAGGAAUUCAAAUGGUAUAUGGCCGCUGGUUGAUUGAGGGUGCCCCCAGAGUUCUCUUGAUCGACACCAAGAGUGCCUACAGAUUUUUGGAUGAGUGGAAGGCCGAUCUGUGGAAUACUGCUGGAAUUCCAUCUCCGCCUGGUGAUGACGAAACCAACGAAGCAGUUGUCUUCGGUUACUUGGUUGCGUGGUUCUUGGGAGAGUUCGUCGCACAUGAAAAAGAAAAGGCCGUCAUUGCACAUUUCCACGAGUGGCUCUCCGGUGUCGCACUUCCUCUAUGCAAAAAGCGCCGUAUCGAUGUUACUACAAUUUUCACCACCCACGCAACUCUCCUUGGAAGAUAUCUCUGUGCAGGAUCUGUGGACUUUUACAACAACUUGCAGUGGUUUGACGUGGAUGCCGAGGCAGGAAAACGUGGUAUCUAUCACAGAUACUGCAUAGAACGUGCGGCGACGCAUUCUUGUGAUGUCUUUACCACUGUUUCACAUAUCACCGCAUAUGAGUCUGAGCAUCUCUUGAAGAGAAAGCCAGAUGGUGUUCUUCCCAACGGUCUCAAUGUCACCAAAUUCUCUGCCAUGCACGAGUUUCAAAACUUGCAUCAACAAGCCAAGGAGAAGAUUCACGACUUUGUUAGAGGUCAUUUCUAUGGACACAACGAUUUUGAUCCUGAAAACACACUUUACUUCUUCACAGCAGGACGUUAUGAGUACAGAAAUAAGGGUGUUGACAUGUUCAUAGAGUCAUUGGCUCGUUUGAAUCACCGCCUGAAGUCCGCUGGAUCAAAGAUGACGGUGGUCGCAUUCAUCAUCAUGCCAGCACAAACCCAAUCAUUAACUGUCGAAGCUCUCAAGGGACAAGCCGUCAUUAAAUCAUUACGUGACACAGUUGAUGUUAUUGAGCGCGGUGUCGGAAAGAGAAUCUUUGAGCGUGCCCUUAAGUGGCAUGAGGGUGAAGUGAUGCCUGAUGAAAAGGACUUGAUCACCAGUCAAGAUCGCAUCCUUCUCCGCAGACGUCUGUUUGCCAUGAAGAGACAUGGACUUCCACCGAUCGUCACUCAUAACAUGGCAAAUGAUUCUGAAGACCCAAUUUUGAACCAAAUCCGCAGAGUUCAACUGUUCAACCAUCCUUCGGACCGUGUCAAGGUCGUUUUCCAUCCCGAGUUCUUGAACUCUGCCAACCCAGUCCUACCAAUGGACUACGAUGAGUUCGUCAGAGGUACCCAUUUAGGUGUCUUCUCAUCCUAUUAUGAGCCAUGGGGUUACACACCAGCAGAGUGUACAGUCAUGGGUGUGCCAAGUAUCACAACCAACUUGUCAGGUUUCGGUUGUUACAUGGAGGAGUUGAUUGAAAACUCAACAGAUUACGGUAUUUACAUUGUCGACCGUAGAAUGAAGGGUGUCGAUGACUCGGUGAACCAGCUUACCAGUUACAUGUUUGAUUUCGCUGGUAAGAGCAGACGCCAGCGUAUCAACCAGAGAAAUCGUACCGAGCGAUUAAGCGAUCUUCUCGACUGGAAGCGCAUGGGAAUGGAAUACGUCAAGGCAAGACAAUUGGCAUUAAGAAGAGCAUACCCUGCAUCAUUCGACGGCGAAGAAGAGGAUGACUUCAUUCCUGGUGUGGAACAAAAGAUUUCACGCCCAUUCUCGGUACCCGGAUCCCCAAGAGAUAGAACCGGUAUGAUGACACCUGGUGAUUUUGCCAGUCUGCAAGAAGGACGUGAAGGCUUGAGCACAGAAGAUUAUGUUUCCUGGAAGCUUCCUGAAGAGGAAGACCCAGAUGAGUACCCAUUCCCACUCACCCUCCGAACGAAGAAACCAAACGGAUCUCAGAGCCCAUAUGGAUAUGGCGGUGCACAAAGCCCAUCGGAGUAUGCCAUAACUAAUGGGAACGGGAUGAAGUGAAUAUAACGAACAAGAAAAUGAUUAGAAAUGGUGAAUAAAGGAAGGAAAUAAAUGGGACCAGGAUGACUGGAGGCAAACUACGAGGACGAUAAAUAAUCAUGUACCAAAAUGUCUAUACUGCUUUACUGCUUUUCUGCUUGCAUUUCUGCGUUGCUAUUAUGUUACUUGUAUCUCUGCGUCACGCUACCGCUUGCAAUUGUAUAUUCAAUACCCUCUUCGUUGUGAACGUUGGUGGUUUUAUUUAUGCAUGGAUGGGAAUGGGUUGCAAGUAUAUUUGCGUUUAUCAUUUUAAUUAUCAGGGGACUUUUUGAACAAGAAGAAAAGGAUGUAAAUGAUGGAUGAAUGAAACAGGGCAAUAUGUAAUUGAAAGGGAGAGAUGAGGAAAUGUAUGAUGUGAUGGAGAAGGAAAAGCGUGGUAUUUGUUAUCUUUUUUCUUUUUGAUAUUCAUUCAAUAUAGCUUUGAAGUUUGAGUAGAUAUGAAUGAAAGUAUGAUAUUGUGAAAAAUUGAUAGAGAGAUUGUAUUUUUCUUUGUUUGUCAUUGAAUUUGGAAGUGAUAUUUUUGGAUUUGA
Botrytis cinerea B05.10 is the source of this 3319-nucleotide messenger RNA. RefSeq lists its product as hypothetical. Gene Ontology annotation, biological process: glycogen biosynthetic process. The record is from RefSeq and is a predicted model, not a curated record. Gene Ontology annotation, molecular function: alpha-1,4-glucan glucosyltransferase (UDP-glucose donor) activity. Gene Ontology annotation, cellular component: cytoplasm. The transcript is spliced from 6 exons. NCBI's taxonomy places the organism in Eukaryota, Fungi, Ascomycota, Leotiomycetes, Helotiales, Sclerotiniaceae. Bases 606 to 2750 code for a protein of 714 amino acids.